This is a messenger RNA of Dioscorea cayenensis subsp. rotundata (Guinea yam), 1555 nucleotides long. RefSeq names its product GDSL esterase/lipase At5g45960-like. Gene Ontology annotation, molecular function: hydrolase activity, acting on ester bonds. NCBI's taxonomy places the organism in Eukaryota, Viridiplantae, Streptophyta, Magnoliopsida, Dioscoreales, Dioscoreaceae. The transcript is spliced from 7 exons. Bases 189 to 1340 code for a protein of 383 amino acids. The record is from RefSeq and is a predicted model, not a curated record.
GAGAGAGAGUUAAAGGGCAAGCCCACGGGUCGCAGGAACUUCUCCAAACAUGAGGAGAUGAGCCGACUAAUUUCGUGUCACUCCUUGCAGUGGCUGGUACUUCUAUUCGUCCUCGCACAUUCAAGCAAGAGGAAGCUGAAUAUGAGGAAAAGGAGGAAUCUGAGCAUGAAUCUGAGAUUUCCUGGCUGAUGAGAUCAUCUGAUUUCAUGGCUGAUGAGAUUUCCACAAAGAAACCACAUUGCUUGUUUUCUCAAUCUCUUGUUCUUCUUAUCUUCUUGCUUGCUUUGGCUUCAUCUUGUCAAGGCUUGCUGCAAGCAGACAGCAGUUCAGCUGCUGUGAAGCAAAAUGUGACCAGAGUCUCAGCAGUGUUUGCUUUUGGAGACUCAACUCUGGACUCAGGAAACAACAACUACUUAGUCACACCUUACAAGAGUGAUUUCUUGCCUUAUGGUAAGGAUUUCUUUGGCCAUAAACCCACUGGCAGGUUCACCAAUGGAAGACUCCUCACUGACUUUGCAGCUUCAUAUGUUGGUCUCAAAGAGGAGGUGCCUGCUUACUUAGACCCUUCACUAAGUCUUGAUGAUCUGAUUACUGGUGUCUGCUUUGCAUCUGCUGGCUCUGGAUUUGACCCUUUAACAGCAGAAAUCAAUCAAGUAAUUCCAAUGGGUGAACAAAUAGAUUAUUUCAGAGAUUAUCUGUCAAGAAUAGAACUGCAGGUUGGGCCGGAUAGAAUGGAUAAGAUAAUGAACAAUGCCGUGUUUAUUAUAAGUGCUGGAACAAAUGAUUUUGCUGCUAAUUACAUCCCUCUUCCAAUCAGAAAGAAGAUGUUCUCAAUUGCAGAUUAUCAAAACUUUGUCCUGCAAAAUCUACAAGAAUUCCUACAGGGAAUACACAAAUUAGGAGCUAGAAAAAUGGCAGUGGUAGGACUUCCUCCAGUUGGGUGUUUGCCAGUGAUUAUCACUCUAUUUGGAUUUGGUGAUAGAAAAUGCAUUGAGGCUUUCAACUCCAUGUCCAUCAUUUACAACAAUAAGCUCAAAGAUAUCUUGCGAAAGGCCUCAACAGUGUUACAAGGGGCCCAACUCAUAUAUGUGGAUGUCUUUACUCCUUUAUAUGACUUCAUUCUCUCUCCAAACAAGUAUGGGUUUGAGGAGACCAUGGUGGGAUGUUGUGGAACAGGGAUGGUGGAGGCAGGGUUGGCAUGCAAUGCAAACUCUCUUGUUUGCAUUGAUGCAUCAAAGUAUGUAUUUUGGGAUUCAAUUCAUCCCACUGAGAAGACAUACCUCACACUCUUCAACUAUUUUAAGCCUUUAAUAGAUAACUUCUUGGAGUCAUCUAAUUAAUCUCCAAUUGCAUCACAGCAUUGAAUUGGUGCAUUUUGAUUAAUUUGGGUAUUGAGCUUAUUUUUAUUGGAGAUUGAUAAUUUCUUCAAUUUUAGUUUAGAACUCUUUAAUUGUUGGCUUGUUGGUGUUAUUUGUACUUGUGAUGUUCAGUGGAUUCAGAAGGGAAACUGAUUGAGUUUUAAGUAUUUGUUUCAUAUAAUUGAAUAAUCAUAGUG